UUUCGUAUCUUGCCAAGACUGCUCUGUGGGGGACGGGUUGUGUGAAAAGAGGGGCAAUUUCAAUUUGAAUGACUCUGCCUUUCAAACUUCUUAUUAGUUAUCAUUACGUCCAAAUCAAAACCAGAAACCUAAUAAUAGAGUUUCCUUUCUUUGUUUAAGGACCAUUAUUAUUAUUAUGAUUUAUGGUGGGGUUUGGUUGUCUUUCCACUUUUUCUGUCCUCUUUCAUGGCGAAGAUGAGUGGUGGUUGUCUUUGCGUUUUUUUCUUUCCUCUUUCAUGGUGAAGAUCGGUUCGGUUGCCCGGAAAUUGAUCGGUUCAAACAAGAAACUGCGGUGACGCGGCCCGAUUUAAGGGAGGAGGAGAGUCGAUAAGAGCAAGCCAUUUGGCAGAACCCCGUCACGGUUUCCUGCUCUCUGUUGUUUGUCAUAUGUGACUGAUCGUAGACACAGCAGCGAAUAUUGUUUGACUUCGUUACAAAUAAAGAGAACUUCGCACAGAUAGAGAGAGAGAGAGAGAGAGAGAGAGAGAGAGAGAGAGAGAGUUGUCGGUAAAAGAGGACCGGCGGAAGUAAAGUAGAGAGGGAGGAGAGAUGGGGAACUGUUUUUCUGAUGUGAAGGGUGGGCAACAGGCAGUCGGGGGGCCCCAGCGGAGCAGCCACCGAACCGCAAUUAGCGGCAAUGCCGGCGGCAAUGACGCCGCCCAUCUUUUCUUUCGGUCGAAGGGCCUUCACUCCCUUUAUGCCCAAAUUGAGUUAUCUUUAUCAGCUUCGAAAUUACUUGACCGUGAUAUAGCUUCCAAGAGCGAUCCUAUGGCUGUAGUCUAUAUGAAAAACAGAGAUGGAACUCUGGAGGAACUUGGUCGCACAGAAGUAAUAAUGAACUGUUUGGAGCCUGAAUGGAUUGAGAAAAUUAAUGUUACUUAUCAGUUUGAAAUCGUUCAGCCGUUGGUCUUUCACAUAUAUGAUGUUGAUACAAGAUACCACAAUUUACCUGUCAAGAUGCUGAAGUUGAAAGAUCAAGAAUUUCUUGGUGAGGCUAAUUGCGUCCUCUCGGAGAUAGUGACUAAACAAAGUCCAAAUUUAACCCUACAUCUUCAGAAUAAAAAUGGGCGAAGUGGGCUAAAAAAUUUGGGGACCCUUUCUGUACAUGCAGAGGAAACUGUUGCUUCAAGGAUUGCAUUUGAGAUCACAUUUCGCUGUUCGCAGUUGGUGAACAAGGAUUUACUUUCCAAAAGUGAUCCUUUCUUAAGAAUAUCGAGGCUUGUUGAGAAUGGAGGUUCUGUUCCAAUUUGCAAGACAGAAGUAUUGAACAACAACUUGAAUCCAAUUUGGAAGCCGCUAUCUCUAACUAUGCAGCAACUUGGAAGCAAGGAUAACCCAUUAGUUAUUGAGUGUUUCGAUUUCAACAACAGUGGUAAUCAUGGACUUAUUGGUAAGGUUCAGAAAUCAAUUGUGGAUCUAGAAAAACUUCACAAAGAAAAGACUGGUGCAAAUUUUAUCUUGCCAUCUUCUCGUCACCAUGGUCAUGAGAAGGUUCUGAAGAGUCAACUGUUUGUGGAUGGAUUUCGUGAGAAGAAAGUGUACAGUUUCCUUGAUUAUGUUUCUAGUGGAUUUGAGCUGAACUUUAUGGUAGCUGUUGAUUUCACUGCUUCAAAUGGAAAUCCUCGAAGUCCAGAUUCCUUGCACUACAUUGAUCCUGCAGGGCGGUUGAAUGCUUACCAGCAGGCUAUAAUGGAGGUAGGGGAGGUCCUACAGUUUUAUGACUCUGAUAGACGCUUUCCUGCUUGGGGAUUUGGUGGGAAGACAUAUGAUGGUUCAGUAUCUCAUUGCUUUAACUUGAAUGGAAGUGCAAGUGACUCCGAGGUUGAAGGAAUAGAAGGCAUCAUGGCUGCUUAUUCCAGUGCUUUGUACAAUAUCUCACUUUCUGGGCCCACUUUAUUUGGUCAAGUGAUCAACAAAGCUGCAGAAAUUGCAACUCAUUCCCUCUCUCACAAUAUCAGCAAGUAUUUUGUCUUGCUUAUUAUAACGGAUGGAGUCCUUACUGAUCUCCAGGAAACUAAAAAUGCUUUAGUUAGGGCAUCUGAUCUACCCCUUUCGGUUCUUAUUGUAGGAGUUGGCAAUGCAGAUUUUAAACAAAUGGAGAUCCUUGAUGCGGACAAUGGACAAAGAUUGGAGAGUUCAACAGGACGGAUAGCUACAAGAGACAUUGUGCAGUUUGUUCCAUUGCGUGAAAUAUAUGGUGGGCAGAUAUCCGUUGUUCAGAGUCUAUUGGAAGAGCUACCUGGUCAGUUCUUGACUUACAUGAGCAGCAGAGACAUCAUACCACAUUCUGCCAAUGCCCCUCCUGCUCAUGACCAUCGUCCAUACGGGGUCUAAACCUUUAUAUUAGGAACAUCAUAAAUUGGAGGCUAAAAGUGGCUUUUGCUUGUUUGGUUAUGAUUUUCAUUUCUGAUUUUCUGUGCUUUUACAAAACUGGUUUACCAAAUGCAUUUUCUUGAACUUGUGUAGUUUUGAAACUAAAACCAUAACCAAAUGAGCCGUGAAUGCCUCUUGUGUGAUGACUUCACUUUUGUGUGUAUAUGAAUGAAAGUGAAGGAGUAGGAAAGAAUUGUUCAUGGUUGCAUGGGACUGUAGAUUGGGGAACAUCUGUGAAGUACUUUAAUCCCAAUAGAUGCUACUUCUUGUAUGUAGACAAA
This is a messenger RNA of Diospyros lotus (date-plum), 2693 nucleotides long. Its product is annotated as protein BONZAI 3. Bases 589 to 2373 code for a protein of 594 amino acids. Gene Ontology annotation, biological process: cellular response to calcium ion. Gene Ontology annotation, cellular component: plasma membrane. The record is from RefSeq and is a predicted model, not a curated record. Gene Ontology annotation, molecular function: calcium-dependent phospholipid binding. The transcript is spliced from 16 exons. Lineage: Eukaryota; Viridiplantae; Streptophyta; Magnoliopsida; Ericales; Ebenaceae.